ACGUGAUAAUUAGUUGGGGGGUCGGCUGACCAUUUCCGAAGGCUGAGAUGUAGGCAGCUGUUCCAGUCAUGCGGGGGAAUAUCACGCUAAAUACUUUAGGGGGUAGCCUUACCCGUUGAUAAACGUGGACUGAUAAAGGUCGUGAGACAAUCAGGAGGUCAGCUACGAUGGGCGGCAAAGGCUUCGGGAGAUGCAGCCUUGUGGGGUUUAACGUGUGCCCGCCGACUGCAGGACAGUCAGGCGGAGGACUGGGAGGCAGCAAAUGCAAAAAGGUCCUGGGUGUACGUAAGGUGAAAAUGAGCUGCCUUGGUCAACGUCUUCCCUUGGGGUUACUUUCUUGGUUUCUUUUUUUCUUUUCUAUCUAUUUCGCAAAGGGGUUCGAGGUAACUUGCAAAUUACUUUCGGAACGCACCUAUAAAAGUUUGUAUCUACUGUAUGGAGCCUAAGGUUGGUGUCCUUCCCCGGAUUUCGUGAUAAACAAUAAAAAA
Gaeumannomyces tritici R3-111a-1 is the source of this 488-nucleotide messenger RNA. RefSeq lists its product as hypothetical. The transcript has 2 exons. The record is from RefSeq and is a predicted model, not a curated record. The coding region runs from base 168 to 446 and encodes 92 amino acids. Lineage: Eukaryota; Fungi; Ascomycota; Sordariomycetes; Magnaporthales; Magnaporthaceae.